AUGGUCCAGAAAUUCCUCCCCCACGGCCCUGGUAGCAGCAAGAUGGCCUACGAAAUAUACCGAAACCGCCAUUCAUCCGAAUCCGACUUCAAGCUAAUCAGUGACAUGUACGCGCGGGUGAUGGGCGAAGACAAAGUCCUCUGUGUCAACGCACAGCGGAAUCUCGAGCGUGGCGUAUUUACCUCGGGACAACUCCACCCGAAGUUCGAGAAGGCGCCGCUGUUCUUCCAGAGUACGGUUCGGGAUGUUAUUACCGAGCACUUUGAGAGAGAAAAGAAUGCGGGCAAGGAGAUUUGGCCGGCUAAACAUAGGCUUACGACCAAGGAUGUCGACAAGAGUGAUAAGGAUGAGGAUAUUUGUGCGGCGUUGGCUUGUGGAAAGACGGCAGAGGGUUUGGUUUGGUGA
Aspergillus puulaauensis is the source of this 405-nucleotide messenger RNA. Its product is annotated as RHO alpha subunit C-terminal catalytic domain-containing protein. Bases 1 to 405 code for a protein of 134 amino acids. Gene Ontology annotation, molecular function: 2 iron, 2 sulfur cluster binding. The transcript has a single exon. The record is from RefSeq and is a predicted model, not a curated record. Lineage: Eukaryota; Fungi; Ascomycota; Eurotiomycetes; Eurotiales; Aspergillaceae.